Messenger RNA from Protopterus annectens (West African lungfish), 1337 nucleotides. It is a transcript of the gene GUK1, whose product is annotated as guanylate kinase 1. Gene Ontology annotation, biological process: purine nucleotide metabolic process. The record is from RefSeq and is a predicted model, not a curated record. The coding region runs from base 123 to 797 and encodes 224 amino acids. Gene Ontology annotation, molecular function: GMP kinase activity. The transcript is spliced from 9 exons. Gene Ontology annotation, cellular component: cytosol. NCBI's taxonomy places the organism in Eukaryota, Metazoa, Chordata, Ceratodontiformes, Protopteridae.
CGUUGAAUGUGAUGGUUAGCUUGUGAAAGAAUCUUAAAACGACAUUCUUACAUUUAAUGUAGUAGAAACGAAUAGUGAGGGUUGGUGUACUGUUUUUGUUGGGAACUAAGCAUUUGUAGUAUAUGCAUCGUGCAUUUGUUCGUCGGUUUUUAGUGGGUUGUUCAUCUCUUCGUGGAUCAUUAAAUUAUAUCCGCAAAGCAAUGACAGUGCCAAGACCAGUAGUGAUCACUGGACCAUCAGGUGCAGGGAAGAGCACCCUGUUGAAGAUACUCAUGGAAGAGUAUAAGGAUGUAUUUGGGUUCAGUGUCUCACAUACAACACGAAAGCCAAGACAUGGAGAAGAAGACGGAAAAGAUUAUCACUUCACCACAAAAGAGGAGAUGCAGAAAGGAAUUGACCAAGGGGAGUUUAUUGAGCAUGCAGUCUUCUCUGGAAAUAUGUAUGGAACCAGUAAAGCAGCAGUGCAGACUGUGCUGGCAGAAAACAAGAUAUGCAUUUUGGAUGUGGACAUGCAGGGCGUGUUAAGUAUUAAAAAGACCAACCUUAAUCCAUUAUACAUCUCUAUCCAGCCACCAUCCUUGGACGUUCUGGAGAAAAGAUUAAGGGACCGGAAUACUGAAUCGGAGGAGAGUCUCCAGAAGAGACUAGCGGCAGCAAGACAAGACUUGGAAAUCAGUAAGGAGCCAGGGCUGUUUGAUGUGGUAAUAAUCAAUGUUGAUGUGAGACCAGCAUAUAAUAAAUUACGUGACGUCCUCCAAGUGGAGAUACAGAAGGUCCAAUCAUCAAGCAAUUCCUGAAAGUAAAAGAAGAAAGGCUUUUUAGGAGACUUGUACAUCACUUUUUAUCAGGGAUCCUACUAUAGUAAACCAAGGACUACAUUCCUAUGCUCAUCAUUCCUUGAAGCAACUGAAGCCAUUAACAUGAAUGUUCAUUAUAUGAGAAUAAGAUUUUUUUAUUUACAUUUUUGUUUAAACUAAGUAGUAAAGCUUUCAAGAAUUGUCACUAUUAUUUUUAGCUUCUUCUGAUAUCCUAAGUAAAAAAUCCGUGGUCAUUGUUCUGUAGGCUGAAAUGUACAAAAUGAAAUAAAUAAGUGUGAAUCUAUACAAAUAUUCAUACAUGUAUAGUCAAGCAGGUUAAUUCACAUGAAGUUCUGGAUGUUCAGUUUUAUUCUAACAACAGCUGUUAACAAGGCUGUCAUUAUUUCUGGAGAAAAUUUAUUCCGUUUUAGACUAACAGUAAGUAAAGAGAUUACAUUGUAAAUAAAAUAUUCACACAUCACAUUAAUUUGGCUGGGUGCUGUUUUAAGCUUGAAAAAUCAUUAAAAAUAUUUAUUUUAA